Molecule: messenger RNA, 1154 nt
Organism: Pantherophis guttatus
Lineage: Eukaryota; Metazoa; Chordata; Lepidosauria; Squamata; Colubridae
Gene: AIRIM
Product: AFG2 interacting ribosome maturation factor
Cellular component (GO): cytoplasm; nucleus
Source: RefSeq, a predicted model, not a curated record
AUAAUGAUGGCGGCGGCUGAGGAAGCGGAGAGGCUGCGGGGCGGCCUCCGGUCGGGGCUGCGCGUCCUCCGUGAGGAGCACCGGGGCUGGCGGGAGACGCUGGCCUCCUGCUUGCCGCUGCUGAGGGCCCUGGGUAACGUGGCCCGGCAGGCGGAGGCGGCGCGGAGGGUGUCCUUCGGGGAGACGCCGCUGAGGGCUUUCGCGCGGCUGCCGGAGCGGCUGCGGCUGAAGCAGCGGGCGGCCAUGGAGGCGCUGCUGGCGAAGCUGCGCCGGGAAAAGCUGCCGGCGCUGCGGGAGGCUCGGGAUGCCGUCGGGGCGAGCCUGGCGCCGCUGCUGGUGCUCGGGGGGCUCGGCCAGGACCCCGACCCGCAGCCCCGCCGCGCGCCUUCUCCGGCCUGGGCCGACUUGGUGGCCGGGCUGCAGGACGCCGAGGCGCUUUUCCACGCCGUGUACUUGGAAGCGCGGCUGCUGCUGCUCUCGCUCAGCUACCGGGACGUGGCGGGGGUGCAGGCGGGCCCCCAGGCCUGGGAGCGGAUAAUGCAGCGCGGGCAGCGUGGAGAUCGCGUGGAAGAAACGUUGUUGAAAGCCGCCUUCUUCCUGGAGGACGCAUGAGGCGCACAAAGCAGCUUGUUUGCUCACCCCCAGGGAAGGAUUCUUCAGGAAGCCCUGCUAUUCGAAGGCCCCUGGACUUGGAGUCUGCCCUGGGGUGAGCCCCACUUGCAGGAUUGUGUUGUGACUAAUUGCAGCUCAGGUUCUUUUCCAACCUGGAGCACAGUUCUUGACGGCAUCUCAAAUAAAAAAGAUUUCCUGCCCUUAAGGUGUCCGCUUUCUCUUUUAGAGGAGCAGGCAGGGCAGGGCUUGCUUAAAGGGCCUGGUUUUGCCAAAAGGAGAAGAUCAGAACUAGAGAGAUGGGUGCCCAGAGAUGAGCUGGGUUCUCUUCUGGGAAUUUUGUGGCUUAGGAGGAGUCAAUUGUUGGUAGCUCAUUGUUUGCUGCUCAGGGUAGAGACCUGCUUCUGUAGAGGAGAAGAAAUAGUUGCCUUGCAAAGAUACAGCUGGGCUCAUGGGCUUGGCCUAGUUUACAGUGAUGCUCCAGGCAGAAUCUGUUGUUCUCACAGCAUUUUAGGGCUAAACAUAACAAUAAAAAUUUCACUUUA